GCUUUCUCUCACGCUGUCUGUUAUUGGCUAACAACUGGCUGCUGCUCUGUUAUUCACUUCAAAACUGAAAAAGGCAACAAAUCGUUAUCAUAACACGGAUUUAUCAUAAAUGAGUCGGUCGACAGUUUUAAAUCCGAUUUAAAACCAUUUUUGAGGCGGGUGAAUGCGGAAAAGCUUGAGUGCGUGAAAACAUUUAUUUUUAGUAAACUAUGCUACCAGUGCUAGCUCUUUAGCCACUGUGUCGUUGGCUCCUCUUCAUGGCUUUCUACUGUUGAGUCUGCAGACACAUUAAUGCCAUCAGCCAGGAGUUCAGGUCCUAUCAUGAGCGGGGCGAGCUGUAAAGCUAACGGGGCCGUGUACCCCGCCUCAUCAGCGGUGAUGAACCCGGUGAAGAAGCCGAAGAUGGAGCAGAUCCAGGCCGACCAUGAGCUCUUCCUACAGGCCUUUGAAAAACCAACUCAGAUCUACAGAUUCCUCCGCACAAGAAACCUGAUUGCACCAAUAUUUUUGCAUAGAACUCUUACCUUCAUGUCUCACAGAAAUGGUCGAACAAAUGCCAGAAGAAAAACGUUCAAAGUGGACGACAUGCUAAAGACCGUGGAGAGGAUGAAGGGAGAACAGGAUUCUCCAAGCUUGUCUUCACAUCUACAGCUAACAUUCACCGGGUUCUUCCAUAAGGAUGAAAAGCCAUCUCAGAAUUCUGAAAACGAACAGAAUUCUGUGUCUUUAGAGGUGCUACUUGUUAAAGUCUGCCAUAAAAAACGAAAGGAUGUCAGUUGCCCCAUUAAGCAAGUGCCUACAGGUAAAAAGCAGGUGCCUUUAAAUCCCGACUCUAACCAAACCAAGCCUGGCUCCUGCCCUUCCUUACUCGUCCCCAGCAGUGAGUUUGAGCCCAGCAACAGCCACAUGGUGAAGUCCUACUCGCUCCUCUUUAGGAUCUUACGCACUGGCAGGACGGAGCCCAGCGGGCUGGUCAACGGGGAAGCCAACGAGAACAUCGAUGUAACAGAUACUCCCAGUAGAAGAAAGAGAAAUUCAUCCCACAGAGAGGAGGAAGAGACCACGGACACUUACAUCGCUCAGAUGGCCGUCUUUGAUAAGAACAGGAGACUGCAGCUGCUAGACGGGGAGUAUGAGGUGUCCAUGCAGAGGAUAGAGGAGAGUCCCGUGAGCAAGAAACGAGCCACGUGGGAAACUAUUCUGGAUGGGAAGAGACUUCCACCAUUUGAGGCGUUUUCUCAGGGACCCACGCUGCAGUUCACACUGCGCUGGACAGGCGACGCUCACGGGAAGUCCACCGCCCCCGUGGCCAAACCCCUGGCUACCCGCAACUCGGACAGCUUCACCCCAAUGGAGACCAGAACCAGCCACCACCGCGCCGCCCUCAUGACAGUGAAAGAGUCGGUCCGCUCAGACAUUCAGACGAGGAAAGAGCUGGUCCCAAGUGAGCCGCGGCAGAAGCUACGCAUUUUUUAUCAGUUCCUGUACAACAACAACACGCGGCAACAGACGGAGGCCAGAGAUGACCUCCACUGUCCCUGGUGUACCCUGAACUGCAGCAAACUCUACAGCCUGCUGAAACACCUCAAACUCUCACACUCACGCUUCAUCUUCAACUAUGUGCCUCACCCCAAAGGAGCGAGAAUAGACGUGUCUAUCAAUGAGUGCUACGACGGCUCUUACGUGGGAAACCCUCAGGACAUCCACAGCCAGCCCGGCUUUGCGUUCAGCCGCAACGGCCCCGUGAAGAGGACUGCCGUCACCCACGUACUGGUUUCCAGGCCCAAGAGGACCAAACCAAGCCUGUCCGAGUUCCUGGAGUCUGAGGACGGCGAGCUAGAGCAGCAGAGGACGUACGUCAGCGGACACAACCGCCUGUACUUCCACAGUGACAGCUGCAUGCCCCUGCGGCCUCAGGAGAUGGAGGUGGACAGCGAGGACGAGAGGGAUCCAGAGUGGCUCAGAGAGAAGACGGCUACGCAAUUGGACGAGUUCACAGAUGUGAACGAAGGAGAGAAGGAGGUGAUGAAGCUGUGGAACCUUCAUGUCAUGAGUAACGGCUUUAUAUCAGACAACCAGAUGAAGCAGGCCAUCAUGCUUUUUGUGGAAAACGACGGCGCUCACAUCAUUCGCCGCAACCUCUGCCGCAACUUCCUCCUGCACCUGGUGAGCAUGCACGACUUCAACCUGGUGAGCACGGCCACCAUCGACUGCGUCAUGGGACGCCUGCGAGAGAUCCAGGACGAGCUGCCGGACGUGGAGGAGGACCAGCCGGAUCAGACUGCGGGAUCGGCAGCAGCGUGCAACGGCGGCGCCGUCGCAUCCAGCGGGGCGAAGCAAGGCAAGAGGACAAAAAGCGCGUUGAUGGACUGACGUGAGGCGGUGGGAUGGGAGCGGUGAUCAGUGCGGUUGUUAGUUUUCUCCUUACUGGUGCUUAGGUAGGUGGAGCGACUGGGAGCUGACCAGUACACAAGCUGAACUGGUUUCUAAAAACACGCAGAGCAAGCCAAAUAUGAACAAUAAUCAGAACACACACUCAGAUCAGGAGUCUGGGGAAUGGAUGAUGGAAGUAAUCCCACCUUCACGCAUUUCACCGAAGCCGCUGGAGUGGGCGGAUGAGCAGGGUGGAUCCUGAUGUGGCUGGACUAACCAACAGCUUGUUGCUAUUGGCGACCGUAAGAGGACCACAGUUAAAACUGUCUCUGUCCAGUUUGUUCACCGAUUAAUCAAGUUUGAGACUCUUAGCUGAUUAUUUUAGCACUUCUUCUGGUAUCUAGAAUGUUUUUAAAGGAGAAUUGUGUCGCGUCCUACAUCGAGAAGUUCUACUUUGAAAUGUGAGGCGUUUAAUUUAAAGAGCCGUGCAGGAGAGGGGAGUCAUGUAUGUAUGUAUAAACCCAGAGUGAUCAGCGGUCACAGCUGUAGUGCUUUCGAGUCUUCAUCCUGGACCGGAGGGGAAACCCAGGUCACUCCCUAACCCGUCUGCAUCGACGCGACUUCGAAUCAAACACCAGGGGAAUGAUUUGACUUGUCCUAAAACCAGCAGCACAUCUCUCUGGUAGGAUGAUAAUUAAAGGCAGCAGCUUCUUUUUAAAGGAAAAGUUUGUUUUUUUAAAGAGUUAUCAGUAUUAAUAGGUGAAAAAAAUAAAUGUGUAUUCAUGUAAUCACAUUAACUGUUUAGGUGUUAAGUAACCAACUAGUCUGUUUAUUAGACAUGGGUUCAGGUCAGAUCUCUGUUUCAUGCCAAAGGGGAGUCUUCACCAAUCUCUUAGCUGUCUGCAUCUCUUUGUUCCUCCAUAACUGUUUUUGUUUGUUUUCUCCGUAGUCGGGUUUUAUUGUUCAAAUACAAACUGGUUUGAAACCGAUUCCCUUAGUUUACGACUGCAUUACCAGUACAGGUUUCCUCUCUUCACUGGUUUUAAUGAGGUUAAAGGGAGACAUCAUCAACAUUAUUGUCAACAUUUGUGAAGUACACAAACGCAAAUGAGGUGUUUUUUAUAUUUAAAGAAAUAAAAUACACUUUCCCUUA
This is a messenger RNA of Nothobranchius furzeri (turquoise killifish), 3526 nucleotides long. It is a transcript of the gene suz12b, whose product is annotated as SUZ12 polycomb repressive complex 2 subunit b. Lineage: Eukaryota; Metazoa; Chordata; Actinopteri; Cyprinodontiformes; Nothobranchiidae. Gene Ontology annotation, molecular function: chromatin DNA binding. Gene Ontology annotation, cellular component: ESC/E(Z) complex; nucleus; RSC-type complex. The record is from RefSeq and is a predicted model, not a curated record.